Molecule: messenger RNA, 2461 nt
Organism: Anarrhichthys ocellatus (wolf-eel)
Lineage: Eukaryota; Metazoa; Chordata; Actinopteri; Perciformes; Anarhichadidae
Gene: sdf4
Product: stromal cell derived factor 4
Exons: 7
Coding region: 206-1279 (357 amino acids)
Biological process (GO): calcium-ion regulated exocytosis
Cellular component (GO): endoplasmic reticulum
Molecular function (GO): calcium ion binding
Source: RefSeq, a predicted model, not a curated record
UUAGCAACUAGUCAGUGACCAGACCAACUGCUUAAGUGAAUUAACUGGAACAUUAGAGACAGAUAACUAUUACAGCCCGACCUGCAGAGCUUCAGUUGAGUUAGACAGAGUCGUCCCACAUUUUGGAGUCGGGGUGUUUUGGGAGGCCACGUGUACAGGAAGUGGAGUCUGACAGCUGACUGACUGGAAGCCACUGCAGGCAAUCAUGGCUGUUUUGAGGAAGCUGUGGAGCACACACCUCCUGGCAGCGUCUCUGCUUUUCUACAUCCUGCUCAACGCCAUGGAUGUGCACGCACGGCCGGCCAACAUGUCAACCGCAAAAGAUAAGUCUGCAGCCAGCAAGGACGAGAACGAGAUUCUCCCCGCGGACCACCUGAAUGGGGUGAAGAUGGAGCUGGACGGCCACCUCAAUAAGGACUUCCACCAGGAGGUUUUCCUGGGGAAAGAUAUCGAGGAGUUUGAGGAGGACUCUGAGCCGAGGAGGAACAGGAAGAAGCUGAUUGACAUCUUCACCAAAGUUGAUUUCAACAAGGACAAGAGUGUUAGCGCCAAGGAGAUGCAGCGCUGGAUAAUGGAGAAGACUGAGGAGCACUAUCAGGAGGCCAUGGUGGAGAACAAGAACAGUUUCCAUGCUGUUGACCCCGACGGUGACGGUCAUGUGACGUGGGAUGAAUACAGAGUCAAAUAUUUGGCCAGCAAAGGUUUCAAUGAGAAGGAAAUUGCUGCGAAAAUAAAGAAUAACGAGGAUCUGAAACUGGAUGAGGAAACCCAGGAGGUUCUGGAAAGCUUGAAGGACCGCUGGUUUCAGGCCGACAACCCUCCAUCUGACCAGCUGCUGAAUGAGCAGGAGUUCCUGUCUUUCCUUCACCCGGAGCACAGCAAAGGAAUGCUCAAAUACAUGGUCAAGGAGAUUGUGCGCGACUUGGACCAGGAUGGUGAUAAGAAAUUGACACUGUCGGAGUUCAUCUCUCUACCCGUGGGCACCGUGGAGAACCAGCAGGCUCAGGACAUCGAUGACGACUGGGUUCUAGAGAGGAGGAAGGAGUUUGAAGACGUCAUCGAUUCCAACCGUGAUGGCAUUAUAACCAUGGAGGAACUGGAGGAGUACAUGGACCCGAUGAACGAGCACAACGCUCUGAACGAGGCCAAGCAGAUGAUCGCCGUCGCCGAUGAAAACCAGAACCACAGUUUGGAGCUGGACGAGAUUCUCAAGUACAGCCAAUACUUCACGGGCAGCAAGCUCAUGGAUUACGCCCGAAAUGUUCACGAGGAGUUCUGAGGGACACACUUUCCCUCUCGGCAAAGCGGGGCGACUUCCUACAUCUGCUUCAGGGACAAGCUAGACGAGGGAGGGGGAGGGGGGGGCUACUGAUAGAAGGUUCUAGUGUGCAAUUCUGUGUUUAAGUCUCAACGGCCUGUUUCACUGCUGACUCCAAUUAAAGCAUCCUUCCUUCCUUCAGCGCUGGACUGUCUGCCCGCCAUCAGAGUUAUUAACAUGGUCUGCCUUCUGUGUGCCGUUGGACUUUUUAAAUGUUGGGCUCCAAAUGUUUCUGUGUGAUAUUGUGAAAUGUGUGUGUAUAUGAGGAAUUUUAACCCUGACUAGAUAUUGUCGUUAGUGGUGAGAGAGACUGUGCAGCUAGGCGAUCUCUCUUUUUAGCUGGCGGUUCUGUAUACAGUGUAAAUAUUCAUUGUGCCAUACCGAUGCCUCUGGCAAGAGAGAAAAGAUAUAUAAUGCUGCGACAAGGAAAAGCCCUUUUAUAGAGAUAUUAUAUGGUGGCGCACACCAAAAUUAGCCUAAAUUGAUUUAGUCAUUAGUGACGUACAAUCCCACUAGUUUCUGUUAGAGAUAGUAUCCGUCCUACUUACAACAGGGUAAAAACAAUAAAGUAGAAGCGUAUCUUUUAAACACUGCCUCAAUAACGGACAGUGAUACUUCUUGACACAAACUUCCAUUAAUAAUUUAUUGUCACUGUAUUAUAUGAGACAUUUUGACUUCUUGAAGGAAAAGUACAGGUGUCAACAUAAUUAGAGUCACGUUUGUGUCGGGUCAGAAUGUCUCCUGUAUGUAAAGGCCUAUUGUUUGGAACUUGACUAAACGCAAUCUAAUGAUGUGGAUAAAGAGCAAUUUAUUUAUUUGACCUGUAUGAUUUGGAUCAGCUGCAUCUUUAAACAUCUCUAGUUUUUGGUUCAUUGCUGUAAGAGGGUGAUCUUUGUUUGUGUGAUGGCUCACUCUUCAUUAUAUUUAACUAAGCUAAAUUUGGAACGCUUUUGUUUCAUCCUUUCAUUUUCACUUGUUUGCAAAUGCAUGGACGGACGAUGGCGUUACAUUCCCUACAUUUGUGGACUGUUUGGAUCCUGCUACAGGUGUGGAUUGUAAGAUAAGAUUUACGAUAACAAUGUGACACAGCUUUAUCAAAUGUACUGCAAAUGUACUGGUAAUAAAUAUUUCUUAUCAAUUAAA